Molecule: messenger RNA, 1518 nt
Organism: Drosophila ficusphila
Lineage: Eukaryota; Metazoa; Arthropoda; Insecta; Diptera; Drosophilidae
Gene: nAChRbeta3
Product: neuronal acetylcholine receptor subunit alpha-4
Exons: 4
Coding region: 82-1380 (432 amino acids)
Biological process (GO): chemical synaptic transmission; monoatomic ion transmembrane transport; nervous system process
Cellular component (GO): synapse; neuron projection; membrane
Molecular function (GO): neurotransmitter receptor activity; transmembrane signaling receptor activity; extracellular ligand-gated monoatomic ion channel activity
Source: RefSeq, a predicted model, not a curated record
AGCUGAGCUCAGUUUCCAUUUAGCCUCUGAAAGGAAAGCACUGAAAGGAGCACUCCCAACCCAACCCAACCGGACUCAACAAUGCCGAGCUCCCCCCAGAUAAAGUCACCCGUUUCCGGUCCCGGACUGCUGCAAGUGGCAGUAGGUCUAUUAUUCGUGGUUUCCGGAUCUCUGGCUGCUCCGGACUCCAAGAGCGACAAUGUCAAGGCCUUGGACCGCCUGCACGCCGAGCUGCUCCUCAACUACGACGCGAGCGUGCAGCCCCAGUUCGAAGGAGCUCCCUCGAAGGUGCUCCUCGGCCUGGUGGUCAACUACUUGGACAUCGACGAGAUGAACGGCAAGCUGACGGUCCACUGCUGGCUGAACAUCUGGUGGAGGGACGAGGAGCGCACGUGGCAGCCGUCCAAGUACGACAACAUCACUCAGAUCUCGCUGGGCGCCGGCGAGGUGUGGACCCCGCAGAUCACGCUCUUCAACGGCGACGAGGGGGGCCUGCUGGCGGACACCCAGGUGCUCCUCAGGCACGACGGCCUCUUCCGGCGGACGCCGCCGGCGCUCUACACGGCGUACUGCGACCUCAACAUGCUGAACUGGCCGUACGACCGGCAGACCUGCACGCUGAAGAUCGGCUCCUGGGGCCUGAGGAACAUCGCGGCGGACGGGAACGGCAGCCUGGCCAGGAACGACGACCAGGUGCAGUCGCCCGAGUGGCAGAUCGUGGACUCCCGGGCGCGGUUCGUGGCCCAGGACUACUACGGCUACCUGGAGUACACGCUGACGGUCGAGCGGCGCUCCUCGAUGUACACGGCGGUCAUCUACACGCCGGCCUCCUGCAUCGUCGUCCUGGCCCUCGCCGCCUUCUGGCUGCCGCCGCACAUGGGCGGCGAGAAGAUCAUGAUCAACGGGCUGCUCACCAUCGUGAUCGCCGCCUUCCUCAUGUACUUCGCCCAGCUGCUGCCCGUUCUGUCCGACAGGACGCCGCUCGUGGUGAUCUUCUACAGCAGCACCCUGCUCUUCCUGAGCCUGGCCAUGGUCCUCGAGGUGGUGGUCCUCUACAUGGCCACCGCCAAGCACAAGAAGCGCCUGCCGGAGGCGCUGAGCAAGCUGCUCCACGGCAGGGCGGGCACCUGGCUGCUCCUCUCGCAGUUCAGCACCUCCGGCCAGUUCCGGGCGGAGGCGGACGAGAACCACUACGACACGCCAUACGACGCCGAGGAGGAGGAGCACCCGACCAGUCCGCUGAGCCUGAGUGCCGCGGAGGGGCCCAGCUUCAAGGACCUCCAGUCGGACUGGGCGCUGCUGGCCACCGCCGUGGACCGCGUCUGCUUCGGGGUCUUCAGCCUGGCCUUCCUGAUCCUGGCCAGCUACUGCUCCGUGUGAAGUCCUGGAACGCAAGCCUCAGAAUUAUGUACUCCGGAGGAAGGGUAUUUUUGCUUUACGCUCUCAUGUAUUUACUCUGUGCGAACUUAGAAUUACUCAAUGGCGAGACCCCGAUUGGAAUAAAGGAUCUCCGGCGAA